Hypoxylon trugodes is the source of this 1554-nucleotide messenger RNA. RefSeq lists its product as uncharacterized. The coding region runs from base 1 to 1554 and encodes 517 amino acids. The record is from RefSeq and is a predicted model, not a curated record. NCBI's taxonomy places the organism in Eukaryota, Fungi, Ascomycota, Sordariomycetes, Xylariales, Hypoxylaceae. The transcript has 2 exons.
AUGGCAGUUGACCAGCGCCGGACCCGCGGUUUACAAGAUUCCGCCAUUUCGCUUGAUGCGAUCGUUACUUCAGGCGCCGAGAUGGCUAGUCGUGCGGGUUCAACCACCGACCCGGGUCCAACCUCCGCUGCUCCAAUGUCGCCACGUGCCUACCAUACGGACAGCGUUAGAGACAACGAGUCGGAUAAGGACGCGACUUUGAGCUUGUUGUCUUCUCCACCGCCCCUAAGUGAGACAUCACAAACGCGGUCCGCUCGUUCUACCUCGACAACCUCUCGAAAUUCCAACCGACUCUCCUUAACAUUACCCAUCGCACCACCAAACAGCAUUCCUUCCAGACCCACACCCAGCUCAUCAGUACCCCCUACUCCUAUCGAUACGCCGGCAUUGGGCUCACCUACCGAUCCAAAUGAUUUUAUCGUUGCUAUUGCUGCUCAAGAGCGUCGAGUCCUGGAGCUCCGCGAAGAGCUAGGACGGGCCGAAAUGGAGCUAAGAAGGCUAAAGAAACAGUGGACGAGCUCUGCUGCUUACAGGAAGCGGGCAGCUAACAGAAAUAUUGAGCCACUCCAGGCUAUGACAUCGACCGAUGGACAAGAUGAAAAUGCGAAUAUGAGAUUUAAUAGUGAAUUGGAGCGGAGGAAAGCAAUCCUUCGUGCACAAAGCCAAGGAGCCCAAGCAACUCCUCGGGAGACUAAGAGAACAGUCAUACGCGGCGGACACACACGUACUCUAUCACUACUCUCACCGACGCAGCCCACUAAUGGGGACAAUGUGCUUCGAUCAGCCGACCCGUACACCAAACCUGAACCCAUCUUUAGUCCCACUCCUCUCAAUAAGCGUGCAACAUGGGCUCCUCGCCAAAGCCAACCAACAACACAUGGCAUGAAGCAAAUGGCAAAUGAGCUUAGGCAAGGUCUCUGGACGUUUGUUGAAGACCUAAGGCAAGCCACUGUGGGCGACGAGGCAAUUUCUGGGACUACGCAUAGGACUAGCGAUAUGGUUUCGCGACUAAGCAGAAUGGAAAACGAUCAGGACACCAUCCGAGCAUCUACAUCUGCAGUCAACCGCGGCCGAAUCCCAUUUGAUCCUGAAUCGGAUUCGGGGAUGGAGACUCCAAGCAGGCAAUCCACCGGUAGCUUCAGCGACCGUUUCCAACACAGGCGCACCAUGUCGAAGCCAGAGCCUAAGGAGAAGAAGCGGUUCUCUUGGACGCCACUCACAUUUGACAGCUUCGAUGAUGAUGACUGGUCAAACUGGGAGUCACCCAACGUGAAGACAUCGCGAUGGAGUGGUAGCACGGUGAACGGGGAUAUCAUCAGUGCGAUCCCUGAAAGGACCACCGAAAAUGAGGGGACACUGAGACGUAAGCAAUCCCGAAGCGAGCUACGCUCACCUUCUCCACCGACUCCCAGCAAGCUUGAAGAGCUGCCCCAAGCUAUUCUAAACCGUCUUACACCUACCAAUUUUAAGAACCCCACCUCGACCUUACUUAAGGAGUGGGAGAAGAGCUUGUCACCCCCCGCAGAGUCGGCUUCGUUCGAAACCACCCCUUAA